CAACAUGUUGGAGUCCAUUAAUGUCAAUGUUGCUCCCAGCAUAGCAGUACGGUUGAACUCACUCAACCAAUCAUUAUUGAAAGAAACCAGGUCUCUUUUAGGGGGGUCACUUUGCGUGACACACCAUUCACAUGAUCUAAUGCUGCAGAACGGCAGUGUAUCAAGUUUACUAUCCAUAAUUUUUGUGUGUAAAAAACACGCAUAUUGUUCACCACAGUGUAAAAAAAACUGGCCCGUUGACGAAUUCAAUAUUAGACAUAAUUUGCGAUCGUGCGGACGGAGCUAUACUCGAUCGCGCGAAUAGUACAAACAUCUCAAAAUUGCUACGGGAUUCUACAUCGAGGACAGCACUGUAUUCUUUUUUACAGACGACCUGGAUACGCUAACUUAGGGAGCACUUAAGGUAAAUAUUGAAUCAGGAUGGAACUAGAGACCAAGGAUCCUAACAACCCGCCCCCCUACAGCGGUGACCAACAAGGGGCGCCCCCAGCGGGGUACCCGACCCAAGCGCCUCCAAGCUACCCAGACCAACCCCAACCAGAGGGCUACCCAGCCCAACCCGGACCCCAGCCGGUCGGCUACCCAGCCCAACCCGGACCCCAGCCGGUCGGCUACCCAGCCCAACCCGGACCUCAGCCGGUUGGCUAUCCCCAGGCCCAACCCGGACCCCAGCCGGUCGGCUAUGCGGCCCAGCCCGGCUAUCCGGCCCAGCCCGGCUAUCCGGCCCAGCCCCAACCGCUGGGUCCGGGACAACCUCCAGGCACCGUCGUGACCGCGCAGCCCGCGGCCACCACGUACGUCACGGUGCCCAUGCAGCGGUUCACCUCCCUGCCGCAGAUCAUGCAGUGCACCAACUGCAGCAAGACCGUCACUACGCAGACGAGCAAGCAUGUCGGCGCUGCCGUGUGGGUGCUCUUCGGCUGGAUAUGCCUCAUCACGGUUUGGUUUUGCUUUUGGCCCUUGGCCUUUAUCCCGUUCUGCAUCCCUUCACUGAAGGACACCGUUCACACCUGCCCCGAAUGCAAGUUCACGCUGGGGAGGUGCUCGCCAGCAGGGAACAGUCUUUAAACAUGUUGGGCAUUUAACUUUGACGUACAGUUUGAGCAAAUUCAGGGUGAGUAAAAAAAAAACGAAACCCAAAUGACACGACCAAUUUUCGAAUGAACUUUUGCCUGUAUCACUUUCAAAAUCUAGGAUAAGAAA
Patiria miniata (bat star) is the source of this 1203-nucleotide messenger RNA. Its product is annotated as proline-rich protein 2-like. The transcript has 4 exons. Lineage: Eukaryota; Metazoa; Echinodermata; Asteroidea; Valvatida; Asterinidae. The coding region runs from base 421 to 1068 and encodes 215 amino acids. The record is from RefSeq and is a predicted model, not a curated record. Gene Ontology annotation, molecular function: zinc ion binding.